Nycticebus coucang (slow loris) is the source of this 3481-nucleotide messenger RNA. It is a transcript of the gene ZDHHC24, whose product is annotated as zinc finger DHHC-type containing 24. NCBI's taxonomy places the organism in Eukaryota, Metazoa, Chordata, Mammalia, Primates, Lorisidae. Gene Ontology annotation, cellular component: Golgi apparatus; endoplasmic reticulum. Bases 48 to 929 code for a protein of 293 amino acids. The transcript has 4 exons. The record is from RefSeq and is a predicted model, not a curated record. Gene Ontology annotation, molecular function: protein-cysteine S-palmitoyltransferase activity. Gene Ontology annotation, biological process: protein targeting to membrane; peptidyl-L-cysteine S-palmitoylation.
CGGAAGCGGUGGGGUCCUGGGAUUCCGACAGCCGGUGGGUCCAGGCCAUGGGGCAGCCCUGGGCGGCUUCGAGCGCAGAGGGGGCGCCCGCGCGGCUACCUCUCGUGCUCACGUUGCUGUGGGCUGUGGCCGUGGGCCUGGAGCUGGCUUACGUGCUGGUGCUGGGUCCUGGGCCGCCCCCGCUGGGACCCCUGGCCCGGGCUUUGCAGCUCGCGCUGGCCGCCUUCCAGCUGCUUAACCUGUUGGGCAACGUGGGGCUCUUUCUGCGCUCGGACCCCAGCAUCCGGGGCGUGAUGCUGGCCGGUCGCAGCCUGGGCCAGGGCUGGGUACUUAUCAAGUAUCUACCGUGUGCAAGUUACUGCUACCAGUGCCAAAGCCAGGUGCCGCCACGCAGUGGGCACUGCUCUGCCUGCCGAGUCUGCAUCCUUCGCCGGGACCACCACUGCCGCCUGCUGGGCUGCUGCGUGGGCUUCAGCAACUACCGGCCUUUCCUGUGUCUGCUGCUGCACGGCGCUGGCGUCCUGCUCCACAUCUCUGUGCUGCUGGGCCCUGCCCUUUCAGCCCUGCUGAGAGCCCACUCACCCCUGCACGCCGCUGCCCUCCUCCUGCUUCCCUGGCUCAUGCUGCUCACAGGCGGUGUGUCUCUGGCUCAGUUUGCCCUGGCCUUCGUGAUGGACACGUGCGUGGCAGGCGCCCUUUUGUGCGGGGCUGGGCUGCUCUUCCAUGGGAUGCUGCUGCUUCGGGGCCAGACCACAUGGGAGUGGGCUCGGGGCCAGCACUCUUACGACCUGGGCCCCUGCCACAACCUGCAGGCAGCCUUGGGGCCCCGCUGGGCUCUCGUCUGGCUCUGGCCUUUCCUGGACUCCCCACUGCCUGGGGAUGGGAUCACCUUCCAGACCAAAGCUGAUGUGGGACUCAUGGCCUCCUGACUCCGAAAGAGCCAAAAUUGUACAGAGAGGAGGGGGUGUGAGGGUCUGAUCUCCCCAGACUCAAGAGGGAAAUCAGGGUGGCCCUUAUUUCUUGUCUGGGGGCAACUCCAGGCCACACGGGCAUUAGCAGCCUCAUUACCCCUCUACCUCCAGAAUAUCUUUCAUUGUUUCCUUUUUAUUAGUAAGGAGAUACUAAAUAAACACCCCCUACCCCAUUUGAGGAAGUUACUCUUAACAUUUCCUCUGGAGUUCCUUCUGUGCUCCCCUACACUGCCCUGUCUCAGUCAUUCUCUUGUUUUUAUUUAUUUAUUCCCUUGGCUUUGCUUCUGCCCAGCUUGGACUCCUGUGUGCCAGGGCUUGGGCCCUGCGACUGCUUCUUCUGACAGAGGAGCACAGAGGUAUGGCAAGGGCUGCUUAGCCUGGUCUCUCUCAACUUUUCUCCUUUGCAAGAGGGUCCCACUUCCAACUCUCUUUGGAAGUGCUCUAAACUUUAUUUUUCCUAAAUAAACUCUCUCGGUAACCCUGAAAAAAAAGUGGGGGGCUUGCUUCGCCAGCCUAGUUGCCCCUUUGCUGACUUUGUUCUCACUCCAUCUUUGUGGGAUUUCUGAUCCCUCACUUUGUUGCUGGGGCUGCUGUUUCUGGUUCUUCUGGUUGUCAGGCCUAGAAACCAUGAAUUCCCAAGGCUCAGAGGGGCCAAGGGUGAGGCGGGGAUGUCCUUAUGAUCCAGGGCACGAGAAUGCAAACAUUCUUUCCCAGGCUCAGCAUUUUAUCAUUGGAAGUAUUAUCUGCGACAGCAGUCUCACAGAUCCCCUCUUAGGUCACCUGCCACCAUGGGCAGCCAUUAUACACCUUAUUUUGUGGGUAAAAACCUUAAAGCUUUUAGAGUUAAGAUCACAGUGGAGUAAAUGGAGGCGCCAGGCAGGGUUUGAAUCCAGGUUUUUGUGCUUUUACCUUCACCCCUGCAGAGCUGAAGAAAGUGAGUGGGGAAAAAAAAUCAAGGCAAAUAAAUGGGCUGAGGAUGUGUAGACAUCUGGGAAGGAUAGCGAGGAUGGUGCUGAGAGGCCUGAGCCUGCUCCCCUCUGUUGACUCUUUGGGAGCUGCUUUUUUAAAAACAUUUUUGUAUAAAUAUAGUAACUAGAGGGCCUGCUGGUUAAACAUUGCAGGCUUAAACACAUGAGUUUAUCUCCGUUUCCUCUUAGGAUUUUACUAAAAUGAUAGUAAAGAAGUAAAAAAGAUAACGUACUUACAAGAGGAAAGAAAACAGGAGAGGAGACAGCUGUAAACCAAAGCACCUGACAACAUUUUGGAAGAGGGAUUGUAGAUGGAGGCUUAGUUACUCUUAGCAGGGAAUUAAAACUCGAAAUGUGGGGCAGUGCCUGUGGCUCAGUGAGUAGGGCGCCGGCCCCAUAUGCCGAGGGUGGCGGGUUCAAACCCAGCCCCUGCCAAACUGCAACAACAACAAAAAAAACAGCCGGGCGUUAUGGUGGGCGCCUGUAGUCCCAGCUGCUCGGGAGGCUGAGGCAAGAGAAUCGCGUAAGCCCAAGAGUUAGAGGUUGCUGUGAGCCGUGUGACCCCACGGCAUUCUACCCAAGGGCGGUACAGUCUGUCUCUACAAAAAAAAAAAAAAAAAAAAAACGAAAUGUGUUCCCAAAGGGAGGGAUUAGAGAAGCAAGCAGAUUGCUUCCCACACACAGGAGAGGCCUAGGAAUUUCAGUACCAGGGAAGGUGAGGUGCAGUGCACUGUGCCCCACUCCGGCACUGCCCCUGGGGCUGGGAUUAGAGAAGCUCUGGAUCUUGGGCACUGGGGAGGGCAGGGGUGAGGGACUGGACCAAAAGUGGGAUUAAAUGGGAGUCCACGGAUACUGCUGGGGGGUCCUCCCAGGAAUUGGGAGGCUCCCCCAACCCCAAAGGACCCCCAGAGGAACAUACCCUCUGACAGGCUCUUCCCCCGCCAGGGAUAUUGGGACGGCUGCAUUACUCUUUCUGACACUGGGAACCGGCUGUGCGCCGCCAGGCCACACAGGCAUUAGCAGCCGCAUUGCCCCUCUACCUCCAGAAUAUCUUUUGUUUCCUUUUUAUUAGUAAGGAGAUACUAAACACUCCCCACCUCAUUUGAGGAAGUUACUCUUAACAUUUCCUCUGAAGUUCCUUCUGUGCUCCCCUACGCUGCCCUCAGUCAUUCCCUUGCUUUGAUUUAUAGUUUGACUGUGUCAGUUUUGCAAGUUUUUGAAUUUUAUAUAGAUGAAACCAUAGCAAGUUUAUUGUUGUGACUUGCUGUUUCACUUAAUAUUUAUGUUUCUGAGAUGUAUCCAGAUUACUGUACAAGUAAGGCGCCCCCUUCCCUGCUAUGCAGGAUGUGUUGUAUAAGUCACAUUAAUUUUUCUAUUUUGUUCCACUGGUCAUUUUAUUUACACCUUUCUCCUUUGGGAAGUAGCCACUAAGAUCUAUCCUUGGCCUUUGCUCUUGGAUGUAAAUUUUAGAAUCAGCUUGUCAGGUUCCACCAAUAAAAAUUCCUUUGACAUCAUAAAUGAACCUCAAUUGAAUCUAUAGAU